UAUAACUGCACCUUGACUGAAGUAUUGAAAAUAUCUUCAUUUCUAUAAUUGUCUAGUCUUUUUCUUUCUCUCCUAAAAUCUAGGUUUUGUUCAUUUAUCAAUGGCGUCCGCAGAUGUUGAGUACCGUUGCUUCGUUGGUGGACUUGCAUGGGCCACCGAUAGCGAUGCCCUUGAGAAAGCCUUCUCUCAAUACGGAGAGAUCGUCGAUUCGAAGAUUAUUAACGAUCGUGAGACUGGAAGGUCAAGAGGGUUUGGAUUCGUGACAUUUGCUAAUGAGAAGUCAAUGAGGGAUGCUAUUGAAGGAAUGAACGGACAGGACAUGGACGGACGUAACAUUACUGUUAACGAAGCUCAAAACCGUUCAAGUGGCGGUGGAGGAGGUGGUUACGGUGGAGGUCGUCGUGAAGGUGGAUACAACCGAAGCAGUGGUGGUGGUGGAGGCUAUGGUGGUGGAGGUGGUUAUGGUGGUGGUAGGGACCGUGGAUACGGUGGCGGAGGUGGUGAUGGUGGUUCCCGUUACUCACGUGGCAGCGGCGGUGGCGGUGGUGGUGGAAACUGGAGAGAGUAGUUUUGUAAGCUAAGUCUCGUGAUGAAGUUUUUAUGGUUAAUUAUGUUUAGUUGAGAUUUUAGAUGGUGGGAUCUAGUAGUCUCUGUUAUGGUAUCUGUUUUGUUAUGGCUUUCUGGUUCUUGUUCGUGUACCUCUCUGAAUCUGGUUGUUGUGUAUAAACGAUCGAUUGAAAGGAUAGUGAGAUUUUAGUUGACGACUAAUUUCUUCCGAA
Cicer arietinum (chickpea) is the source of this 779-nucleotide messenger RNA. RefSeq names its product glycine-rich RNA-binding protein GRP1A-like. The record is from RefSeq and is a predicted model, not a curated record. NCBI's taxonomy places the organism in Eukaryota, Viridiplantae, Streptophyta, Magnoliopsida, Fabales, Fabaceae. Gene Ontology annotation, molecular function: RNA binding.